AUGGACUUGGGUCACUGUUGCCUCGGCCAGCAGUGCAGCUCCGGGGUCCCACCUGCCUUGAUCCCAGCAAAAGGGCUUUCCAGAAAGAACCGCAGGUUGGCAUUCCUAGGGCCUCGGGAUGGCAUUGCCAACGAGCCAAGCGCCUUGGGAAGCGUAGAAGUGUCACUCCUCGGUAGGCGCCUUUGCCAGCAAGCGGUCGAGCUAUGGACUCCAACCUGCAGGGGACAUUUCUCCUCAACGGCCCUCCCCUGUCCCCGUUCGCGGAAGUGAAAACCCCCAUGUGCCAGUAUUCAAUGCAAAACUCCUUUUACAAACUCAGUCCUCCUGGACUCAGUGCCCAGUUGGCGUCUGGCACACCGCACGGCAUCAGUGACAUCCUCAGCAGACCGGUGGCUCCUCCAAAUAACAUCCUCCUCUCCGGCUACUCCCAUGUUGGGGGAUUCAACGGACUGGGCGCCCAAGGCAUGUACUAUGGUCCCCAAAUGGGCAAUUUCGCCAAGACGGGAAGCGAAUAUGGAGCCAGGGGCAGGAGCUGUUGGGCCGAACCAGUCCAGGAAUGGCACGAAGGCCGAGUAUGUGGCAACUCCGCAGGGCACCUUGGUGAUGGCCUCCACAAGAAGAAACACACACGGCCAACCUUCACAGGCCACCAGAUCUUUGCCCUGGAGAAAACCUUUGAGCAGACCAAAUACUUGGCUGGGCCUGAGCGGGCACGACUGGCAUAUUCCCUGGGCAUGAGUGAAUCCCAGGUAAAGGUGUGGUUCCAGAACCGGCGCACCAAAUGGAGGAAGAAGAGUGCCCUGGAGCCUUCCUCCUCUUCCCCACAAGCAGGAGCUGGACCAGGCGAGCGCACCGUCUCUGAUGAGGAUGACGAAUACAACAAGCCCUUGGAUCCAGACUCCGAUGACGAGAAGAUCCGUCUCCUGUUGCGCAAACACCGGGCCACCUUCUCCGUCCUGGGUCUAGGCUCCCAUAGUGGCUGAGAAGGACUGGCCUUGGUGGGGCCUGCAGGUUUCCGGGGAAGUUGAAUUCAGCAGGCUGGACUUGGGAGGGUGGUGUCUCGAUGGUGACUUGGGGGGAGGGGGAGGCCUUUCUCAAAAGUAGAACACAGAGGUUCCAGUUCUGGAUUUGGUGCAGAUGGGUAGCUACUGUGGCUGCACGCAAGUCACAGGACACCCAAGGAAGAAGCCCGCUAGUAUCCAACUUGCCCCUUGGACCUGAGGCUUGCCUGCAGCCCUCUGUUCGAUUGGGAAAGAGAUGUGCUUUCAUUUGUCAUUUCAUUUUUAAUAAUAAUAAUAAUAAUAAUAAUAAUAAUAAUAAUA
This is a messenger RNA of Pantherophis guttatus, 1322 nucleotides long. NCBI's taxonomy places the organism in Eukaryota, Metazoa, Chordata, Lepidosauria, Squamata, Colubridae. The record is from RefSeq and is a predicted model, not a curated record.